GCCCCGCCCGGCCAGCGCCUCCCCUCAGCGCCGGGCCCUGCGGCCCGCUCCCCUCAGAACGCCGGCCUCUCUCCCCUCAGCACCACGGCCCGGUGCCUCUGCAGCUCCGCGGCCCGCUCACCCUCAGCUCCGGCCCCGCGGCGCAGCCGGCUCCCGGGCUCCGCGCAACGUCCCGCGGGUGGGGGGCCGGGGUCGUGCUCGUAGGGCCGGGGGUUGUCCCCGGCUGGGCCCGUCGAUUCGUCCUGCAGCCGUUCAGAACGGAGCGCUGGGGGGGGCAGGAGCAGCCCCUCGGGGGCUACCUCGGGGCCAGCGCUGACUCUUUCUCUCUACCGGCUGCAGCUAGCGGGGCCUCUGCUGUUUCCCAAGAAAACUUGAGAAUUAAAUGGCUCCUUCCACUUCUGAUGUCCUCCGUUACCCGUAACCAGCCGGUGACAUCUGUACUUGUGUGGCUGGGGCAGAGCUCCUCUGGUGCAAUGGGAACUAUGCCAUGAGGAGCGGUAAGAGUUGGCCAUAGCCAUGACAGAGCCCCACAGGGUUUCGUUCACCACUCUCCAUGGUCCACUGAGCAGCACCUUCCUGAAGAGGUCUCGGAAGGACGAUGCAGAGCAGCCCCAGGACGUGGAGCCGGCUGCCACUGCCGUUCGGAUCACACUCACCCUCUUUGAGCCAGACCACAAACGUUGUCCUGAAUUUUUCUACCCGGAUCUUCUGAAGAGCUGUCGAGGGAAAAUAAAAGGUGGUUCUUCGGGAGACAAGAAGAAAGAUCUGGCUGAUCCCUUUAAUGAUGACGAAAAGGAAAGGCAUAAAGUAGAGGCUCUGGCAAGGAAGUUUGAAGAAAAAUAUGGUGGCAAGAGACGCAGGAAGGACCGGAUUCAGGACUUGAUUGACAUGGGGUACGGAUAUGAUGAAUCUGACUCCUUCAUCGAUAACUCUGAAGCGUAUGAUGAGCUUGUUCCAGCUUCGCUUACUACAAAGUAUGGAGGGUUUUACAUCAACUCAGGAACGCUGCAGUUUCGCCAAGCAUCUGAAUCUGAAGAUGACUAUGUUAAAGAGAAGAAGAAGAAGUGUCCCAAGAAGCGGAAGUUGAAAGACGGAGGUGAAAAAAUGAAGAAGAAAAAGAAAGAUGAUUCAUACGACAAGGAAAAGAAAUCCAAGAAAUCGAAGUUUCCCAAAGCUGGCUUUACGGCAUUAAAUGCCAGUAAGGAGAAGAAGAAAAAGAAAUACUCUGGAGCUCUUAGUGUCAAGGAGAUGCUGAAGAGGUUUCAGAAGGAGAAGGAUGCACAGAAGAAAAAAGAUGAAGAGCAGAAAGUGGCGACUCCUUCACCAGCAGAACCCCCAGCCCCAAGGGAGGGGGAGGCAAUGGCCGACCCUUUGCUCUCACUCUUUGGCCACGCCAGUGACAAUGACCUGCUUCAGGCAGCGACUGCCAUGGACAACUUAACUGACCUUGACCUGGAGCGGCUCCUCAGUGAGUCCCCAGAAGGGAGCCCCUGUCCUGACGUGGAGGAUGGGAGCAAUCCUGGAGGGACAGGCUUGGAGCAGGAUUUCAAGCAACCGCCCUCUCUCCCAGACGGCCUCCCAGCCCCUUUGGAGAAGCGCAUCAAAGAACUGGCUCAGGCUGCCAGAGCUGCUGAGGGAGAAGGCAGACAGAGAUUCUUCACUCAGGACAUCAACAACAUCAUAUUGGACAUUGAGCUGCAGACCCGGGAGCUGAACAGCCAGAUCCGGUCAGGGGUUUAUGCCCACCUGGCUGCUUUCUUCCCCUGCAGCAAGGACACUCUGGUCAAGCGUGCCCGUAAGCUUUAUCUCUAUGAGCAGGGUGGUCGGUUGAAGGAACCUCUGCAGAAGCUAAAGGAAGCCAUUGGAAGGGCCAUGCCAGAGCAGAUGGCAAAGUACCAGGAGGAAUGCCAAGCCCAUAAUCAGGCCAAGUUUGCCAAAAUGCUGGAAGAAGAAAAGGACAAAGAGCAGCGAGACCGAGUUUGUUCUGAUGAUGAAGAGGAUGAAGAAAAGGGAGGAAAGCGCGCUGCGGGACCACGGAAGAAGUUUCAAUGGAAUGAUGAAAUCAGGGAGCUGCUUUGCCACUUGGUGAAGAUUAAGUUGGAUGGUUAUGACCUUGACAAGAAUAAGGCUCAGUCUCUAGAGGAUUAUGUGAAGACCUUCCUAGAUGGAGAGGUGAAGCCCCUUUGGCCAAAAGGCUGGAUGCAGGCCAGGACACUGUUUAAGGAGAGCAGGCGUGUACAUGGACAUCUCACAUCAGUCCUGUCAAAGAAGAAAGUUACAGCUUCUACUAAAGUGAAAGUGAAGGAAUCUUCCUGCAAACCAGAUAAAAAGAUGUCAGUUUCUGUUCCUUCAAUGCACUCAAGCAACACCUUAGCUCUGUCUUCAGAGCCCCAGGGAGGAGCUCUGGGCAUCAGUGCCCAAACCAGAGAACUUUUGUCCCUUGGGACAGCCCAGGCAGCCAGCAGCACUGGCACUCCCACUACCUUCAUGGAUGACUCCUUGGAUGAGGACUUAAUUCAUAAUCCCACUUCCUCACUCGAAGCAGUCUCUAAGGAACUGGCUGUGCUGAACAGCAGAGCAGGAGGGAGUCCUGACUUUACUCUUCCUGGAGCUCCAAAAGCUCCACCAGAAAAGAUCCCAUCUUCAGAGGAGAAGAGGACAUUUCCAAAGUCCAACCCUUCCCCUACAUCAUCCUCUGGUUCCCUUCAGUCUCCUCUAAACUUCCUGGCUGAGCAAGCCCUGGCCUUGGGCCAGUCUUCUCAAGACAAAAAGACAGAGAACUCUAAUUACAAAGAGCUCUCCUGCCAAGCUUCCCCCAGCAAAAUCCUUCCUGAUGCACACCAGGCUAAACAGAAACACCACAGCCUGGUCCGGCCAGGCCAUGGCCCUCAGACCUCUACGCCAGUGCCGGCUUCUCAGGUGAAGGUCUUUCACUCAGGCAGCCAGCUACAGAAAACAUUCACCUCCCCAGCUCCAUUUGUCAAACUGCAGAAUCCCAAGUCCUCCUCCCCACUGCCCCAGCGCUCCCUCCUCCAACAGGUCAAGUCAUCAACCAAAGCUCAGAGCUUCCAUUCCUCUGCAACACCAGGCAGCACCCAAAACUCAAGCAGCUCCCACAAGAGCCCAGGUUCAUCAUCAUCAUCUCUCAGCUACACAGGAAAGCACUCAAGUGGCUCUAGCUCAUCAGGACAAUCUUACAAAUCGCCCUUCAUUUCGGGUUCUCUUUCCAAGCACGGAGCUUCUUCUAGCAGCGCCUCAUCUGGAGCUUCUGCAAACCAGGGCUGCUCCUCUGGGAGCUUGCUGCCCAGCGUGCAGACACCCUCCUCAGGCCAGGCAUCCAGCCGCCAGUCCUCAAGCUCCUCAGUGAAGAAGACACCUGUUUCACAGAAGCUGACAUUGGUGGCACCUCCGGGAGGCUCAAAUGGAGAUUCUAGUGGGGGCACUCAAGGGGUGGCCAAGUUGCUGACCUCCUCCCUUAAGCCAGCUGUCGUUAGCAGCACCGCAUCUUCUACCUCUGUGCCGAAAGGAACUAGUGGAGCUGUGCUGCUAACAAGUUCUUCCUCAUUAAAUGUGCUGGCUCCAUCCUACAAGUCCAGCAAUCCAAAGCUGCCAGCUGCUCUGAGCUCCACACCGUUAGGUAUUAUUUCUCCUAUUCAUUCCUUCCCUCUUCAUGUCAUCUCCUUCAGUUCAGACUCCUCCCCAAAAGCAGGAGUAUCAAAAGAUGCAAUAGUUACGGGACCUGCUCCAGGAACUUUCCACCAUGGCCUUGGCCACAGUCUUCUAGCUGGCUUGCACUCCAGCCCCCACCAUGCCGCGCCACUCCCACACUCUGCCCUGUCCACUCAUUUACCACAGAGCUUGCCAGUGCUCUUCAGCACUUCUGUGCAGUUCAGUGCUGUCUUGGUGUCUGCCCCUGUUGGAUUGUCUCCUUGGGAAAUACGAGCCUGCUUUAGGAGUGGAUGUGCUACUGCUGCGUUAGAUGUGCUGGGGUUCAGGUGGCCUCCCAUGGCCAGCAUAGGCUAAAAUGCCCUUGACUGUGGAGCUGCUCUUUGUUGAAGAAAGAAAUGCUUCUCAGCUUCACAGCAAAGGGUCCAAUGCUCAGCAGCGCAAGUUGUGAUGUCUGCAAGGAGCAUAGGACACAGCAUGCAUAGGAUAAAGCCAAGAGGAACAGAUCAUGGACUUUAAAUACCGGCGGUGUCUUUGGGUUUUUUCCCUCCUUUCUUUUUUCCUUCAUGACAACUGGAGACUGAACCACAAUGAAGAACUCAUUGGUGUGUUGGCUCAGAGGUGCUCAGAGCUGAGCUCCACACAAGGGCCACCUUGCACCAUGCCCUAAUGAGAGAUGCAUUUUGUAGCACUGUUUUAUUGCUGCUGCCCUUCAUGCAUUCCCUGGCACUGGCAGGAGCUGGAACUUGCAGGGAGAUGUGGGUGGCUCAGCUUCUUGCAGGGGAUUCUCACCCACCUCUCUCUGUACCUGCCAAGUACCUCCAAGUCCAGUUACCUCCUUGGUCUCCCAGUGGAGGGUAUGAAAGGUGCUUCUUUCUUCUGCUUUGGAUUUACUUGGAUAAUUCUAGCACUGCCAGUGCUUUCUGAAGACAUUUGAGGAACUGUUCAAAUUGUACUAUAAAACACUGCUACAGUUCAAUGGAGAACUUAACGUUUCCUGUGUGGUGAAUCUAAUGAACCACCUGAUGUUCCCCUCUGGAGGAGAAGGAAGACUCUUUAUAGAGAGACAUUUUUAGAUGCAGUCUUUGACUGAGAAUUCUUCUUUUGGGUUUUGGAUUUUUUUUCCUCCAAAGGGAUGCUUUUUUCCUGCUCAGUUUUAUCCUCAUUACCAUCGAACGCAUUGGAUUGUUUGGGACACUUCUCAGCAUGUCACAUGUAUAGGAAGACAUAAUUCCAGUGCCUUUUAUGGUGGAGCAAGAAUGGACUAGCGACACACAUUUCAGCCCUCUUUUGUGUGCUCCUUACCCUUUUUUAAUCAUUCUGUAUUUAAAAUGUAUUCUGUUUAUUUAAUAGAGCUUUUUAUGGUUGCACAUCAAAAAAGAAAAAAACAAAAAGCU
Melopsittacus undulatus (budgerigar) is the source of this 5063-nucleotide messenger RNA. RefSeq names its product ubinuclein 1 (gene UBN1). Gene Ontology annotation, biological process: chromatin organization. Gene Ontology annotation, cellular component: nucleus. The transcript is spliced from 18 exons. The coding region runs from base 517 to 4023 and encodes 1168 amino acids. NCBI's taxonomy places the organism in Eukaryota, Metazoa, Chordata, Aves, Psittaciformes, Psittaculidae. The record is from RefSeq and is a predicted model, not a curated record.